AUGGUCUUGUCCGCUGGCUGGCACGCUGAUGGCUUCAUGGUGAAGUCCCUCUGCUGUGAAACUGAUAGGAUAAUGAUCCCCCAGCCCACUCGUAUCCGCCACCUUCCAGUCUGUAACAUCGACCCCCCGACUGAAGGUUACGUCAAUCCAAGGUUUAUCGACACUAUCACUGAGAAUGGGAUGGACAAUACUCUCUAA
Messenger RNA from Perkinsus marinus ATCC 50983, 198 nucleotides. RefSeq lists its product as hypothetical. Lineage: Eukaryota; Perkinsozoa; Perkinsida; Perkinsidae. The coding region runs from base 1 to 198 and encodes 65 amino acids. The transcript has 2 exons. The record is from RefSeq and is a predicted model, not a curated record.